Salvelinus fontinalis (brook trout) is the source of this 5780-nucleotide messenger RNA. Its product is annotated as endophilin-A2-like. Gene Ontology annotation, cellular component: cytoplasm; glutamatergic synapse; presynapse. NCBI's taxonomy places the organism in Eukaryota, Metazoa, Chordata, Actinopteri, Salmoniformes, Salmonidae. The coding region runs from base 359 to 1450 and encodes 363 amino acids. Gene Ontology annotation, biological process: synaptic vesicle uncoating. Gene Ontology annotation, molecular function: protein binding. The transcript is spliced from 9 exons. The record is from RefSeq and is a predicted model, not a curated record.
CGAUAAAUUAGGUCCUUGUGAAUUUAUUUCAAUUGACUGAUUUUCUUAUGUGAACUGUAACUCAGUAAAAUAUUUGAAAUUGUUGCGUUUAUAUUUUUGUUCAGUAUAGCAGAAGCUUCUAUGCCUUGCAGGAAGUAGACUGGUUGCCAGGCAAGUUCCACUCGCAAAGGAAAACUAGCUUGAGGGAGAGUAUGAUCCACUGUUGAGGACUUAACUCCACGGUGAAGGAAGUUUAGUCUGCUGCGGAGAAAACGACGCAGAAGAAAAACUUAAGCGAGCUAUUCCUAUAAUCAAACGUUCAGCAAUUAUUUAAAAGCAACUUGCACGUAAAGAAAUAAGCUUAUAUCCUGCAUCAAAAAUGUCAGUCGCAGGCUUCAAGAAACAAUUUUACAAAGCAAGCCAGAUGGUCAGUGAGAAGGUCGGAGGUGCAGAGGGAACCAAGCUGGAUGAAGACUUCAAAGAUCUGGAGAAGAGGGCAGAUGUGACCAGUAAAGCGGUGGUGGAUGUCAUCUCUAAAACAUCGGAGUACCUGCAGCCCAACCCAGCGUCCAGGGCCAAGCUGACCAUGCUGAACACGGUGUCUAAGAUGCGGGGCCAGGUGAAGAGCCCUGGCUACCCCCAGGCUGAAGGGCUUCUGGGGGAGAGCAUGGCCAAGUUUGGACGAGAGAUGGGAGAGGACACCAACUUUGGUGGCGCCCUGGUGGACGUGGGCGAGUCCAUGAAGAGGCUGGCUGAGGUCAAAGAUUCCCUGGACAUCGAUGUCAAACAGAACUUUAUCGAUCCACUGCAGGCCGUUGUCGACAAGGACAUCAAAGACAUCCAGUACCAUCUGAAGAAGUUGGAAGGCAGGCGUCUGGACUACGAUUAUAAGAAGAAACGCCAGGGGAAGAUCCCAGACGAGGAGCUGAGGUCAGCCCUGGAGAAGUUCCACGAGUCCAAAGAGAUGGCAGAGAGCUCCAUGCACAACCUGCUGGAGACUGAUGUAGAGCAGGUGAGUCAGAUGGCUUCUCUGGUCGAGUCACAACUGCAGUAUCACAAACAGGCUGUGCAGAUUCUGGAGGAGCUGACGGACAAACUCCGAGACAGGGUGAACGAGGCCCAGUCUCGCCCCAGGCGUGAGUACACUCCUAAACCCAAAGCCUCCUUUGACUACGAAGAGCAGGAGCAUUCAAAUGGAGAGUACUCCCCCUCUGCCAACCCCCCUUCAUACUCCUCAGACGUCACGUCCUUCCACAGAACACGGCCCAUGAAGAACAGUCGACACUCCUCUGAGCCGUGCGCUAAGGCCCUGUAUGACUUCGAGCCAGAGAACGAGGGUGAGCUGGGCUUCUGCGAGGGCGACAUCAUCAUGCUGACCAACCGCAUCGACGAGAACUGGUUGGAGGGCACUAUCCGCGGCCAAUCAGGAUUCUUCCCCAACAACUAUGUGGAAGUGGUGGUGCCCCUGUAACACUGACAGAACAAGAGGAGCGGGAGGGAGUGAUGAGGAGCGGGAGGAAGGGAUGAGGAGCGGGAGAGAUGAGGAGAGGGUGGGAGGGCUGAGGAGAGGAGGGAGGACAGCGGUAGAUGACGGGGGGCAUCUCAAAAGUCUAAAAUGACUUCCUCCUGUUGAUGAUCACUGAUCUAAAUAAAUCAGGACAAGGAAAUAUCAGUGUAAGAAAAUAAAAUGAGGUCACCUUAGAUUGAGAUUCACCUAAAGAUGGAUGGAUGGAAAAAGUGGGAGGAAGAUGUUGAUGGAAAGGUUAGCACAAGGAAGGUGUAUCUUCGUUUUCAUUCUCUUUACACUUUCUACACUACACCUCCCUUAACGGGACGUAUGGAGAUGGGGUUACUAGAGGAGAUGUUUGUCAUUAUGGGUGACCUGUACCCAUGAACACUACCAGAUGUGUGCUUUAAGCAGACCUAGAAAAAAAACUGCAACAAAUUGCCUUGAUGUUGUUACCUUUAAUCACCUAUUUACUUUAUUGCCCUUAAUUCUAGGGAAAAUGGUUAAAUAUGUUUUGUUCUUCCACAAUUGGGAAUCUUUGCAUGAUAUUCUGGUUAAUUUUAAUGCACACUCUUUUUCAAAAUCCAUACACACCAAUUAUUUUCCUCCCUGGCAUGGAGAGUUAGAUAGAUCUUGGCUUUAGCUGUCCUAUGCUGCCCUCUGAUGGUCUAAGCCUGUUAUUCCUUCAGGAGUAGGAUGAAGUUGCCCAUAGACUGAUCUAAGAUCAGUUUAGUAUGUUUCCCACUUAUGGUUAAGGUUAGGAUGUACGGACUGUAAGCUGAUCCUAGAACUGUGCCCAGGGGCUUGUCCUGCAUGGACAUCAGUACUGAUUUUUGUUUCUUUUAUGGUCCUUUUUCUAAUCCAUCCCAUACCUGGUAAAUGUGAUUGUUCAGCUUUUCUCUGGGUCUAAACUUACGUGAAGAGUUGGCCUGUUUGCUUACCUGUUUCUACUAAAGCCAACGUCGCCAUUUCCUUGGCAAGGCAAAUAUAUGUUGUUGGAAACAGUUGGCCACCUAGGCUAGUAAAUAACUGUAGUGAAUGGUUAUUGUCUGUUGGCAUACACACAGCUCUGCAGGCCAAUUAUACUAUGUCUCUAAACACUAUAACACUAUUUAUAACACUAUCUCCGUUUAGUACUGUUACAGCUGCAAGGCUGCCUUUCAUUGACUGGGAAGAUCUCAAUUGCUUUCUCCUCGUCUCCUACUCAAACCCAUUGGAUGAGAAAUCCAGCCGGUCUGUCCCCUCUGACCUUUUCUUGAGAUCUUCCUUUUGUCUGCUAUACCCCUUUGCCUUCCUCUUCUCUGUCUCUCUCUUAUUUUUGCUAACUCUUAUAUGGUCAAAAGAUCAAAAAGGAAAACUUUCCAUUGCCCACCCAAGUUCUUUGUUCUGUUUGUGUUGUGUUCUAACUUAGAUUUGAAGCCAUCUGCUCCUUCUGGCUUAACCCCGUGUGCCUGAGGGCUGAAGCCAAAGUAAGUGAGUGUAGAGUGACCUCCUAUUAUUCACUUGCUACAGUCAGUUUGCAUACAGUGUGUUAGUGGUGCUUGGAUCAGCUGUUUUAACACCCCAUCCGCAACCGCCUGACUAUGUCAUAAAGUGAACGUCCGAGGCCCAACCCUAAACCGCAAAUAUAGAAAAGGCACUAUAGGCUAGUCAAAGACUGCAGGAAUAUUUUUUUGGGACAGAGGGUGCGGGGAUUUUUUUUGCCUUAUUUAGACAUGUUUCUGCUUAUGAUUUCUGACAUUUUGGUAGGCUAUUUGUUAGUCAACUUGUCUAUAAUUAUAUACAUACAGCUUCUCUUCUGUCAUAUGUUGCCCAGGAAGACUAACUAAACCCUUGCUUUCUAGAAUGUCAUAAAUCAAUAGAAUGAAUGCUUCAAUCUAGUUGACAUCGAUAAAGUUUCACAGAGCAAAAACGUUUAGGGAUUGGGGAGAAAAUGCAAUAACAGAAGAUUUAUAUUUUUUACAGUUUUAUGUGCAAGAUUCCCAAAUGACAUCAGUUUGACUAGGAAAUAGAAAGCUGUGAACGACCUAACAUGUUUUUGAUAAGGUUUCAGUUCGGCUUGGAUGCAAAUUUUGUAGUUUGAAAUUGUAGCAGGCACAUUCUCUCAAGAUGCUGGGAAAAAAUAUAUAAUUUCUCCAGCCCUGUUCCCAAGUCCACAUUUUUUCUACAUUUAGUGUAUAAUUUUACUGCAAGACAUGCUUAAUUCUGCAGGAGUUCAUAUUAAGUAUGAGAGGUUAUAGACCUGCAUACAGGCAGUGUCCAGAUUUCAGUUUCAAUUUAACCCAUCUAAACAGUAGGCUACAGUUCCCUUGAAGUGCCAUAGGCCCAUUUGAAGGCCGUCUUGGCUGACAUUUUUUUUUUUGUGCCUCACAAUCAUCACAUGUAUAAACUCUCAGCAAUUUAAUGGGUAUUUACCAACGUUUUAGGAAUCACUGUGCCUUCCUCCUACCCUUAGGUGAUGCCGAAACGUUGGUAAAUACCCAUUAAAUUGCUGGGAGUUUAUACAUGGAGUGUGCAACUUUAUUUUGAUAGUUUAUAGUUUAUUCGGCGUUAGUCAGUUUUUUAAUUCCCAAUCAUCACAUAACAUAGCUGCCACUAUCCUCUUUUACUGCUUCACCACAUCUUUCCCAAACAGGACUUUUCUGGCCCUCCCUUCUCUUUAGUUUCAACUCUCCUUUCGUAGCUUUUCUCUUAUUGAAACUCCAACAUUGUCCUUUUUGCCUCCAUAGAUCGACUUUUUUUCUGCCUGUUCUUAAAAGUGAUUGGUGUGUAGGCUAUUUGCCGCGCGUACAAGUAGGCCCUAAAGUUUAGGCUUAUGCACUAAUGCCAGAUAGCCUAAGAUAAUGAAAGAAAUACCUUAAUGUAGCCUAAAGAUAAAAAUUGCACAAGAAUGAUACAUUUAUGGAUUUUUUUAAGGUAUUAUUUUCUCUUUAUUCAACCCACCCGCCUACAACCUGCCCUUCAUCCACACAAUAUUUAAUGGCCCUAAACCCAUCCAUUCAGAGGAUAUAACCGCAGGGACUGUGUUCGAUCCAACCCGCUGCCAAAAGGGGAUUUGAAAGAAGGGUCGUUUUUGUAUUUACGUGUCACCCCAUGGUGUGGGUGGGAGAGAGAGGAAAUAGGACUGUAUAUGACCAUGGAUUUUAUUAGUCUUUCUGGGUGUUUCAAUUCCAGCUACGCCUUUUUACCCAGAGCCUCAGAACUGUGAUGAGCCCUACCCACAGCCGAUAACUGUCUAUCCUCGUUAUCUAGUUGCUACACUCCUUCACGGCACCCGUGGAAUUGUAUCCGGAACAGACGCAUUUUUUUUUAUGUCUAAAUAGGCACAGGACAGCUUUACCCUACCCCCACUCACUGGCUAUCUGCCCCCAUUCCGCUGCCCCCUCGCCUCCUACCCCUCUCACACCUGCCCCUGUUCUCCUCCCAUUUUCAUCCCUAAACCCCCUUCCGACAUCUCUUAAUCCACCCCCUCAAACACUGUCUCUCAAAGAUCACUACAUAACCCCCCCCCCCCUCCCAUCUCCCUCUCCACUACUACCCUCCACUCCUUCCCUAGAACAUGCAGCUCUACCAAAAAAAACAAAUAUCCUAUGUGCAUAAAGUAAACGCGUUCCUCCUAACUUAAUGUUUACAUGUCUCUUGGGCUAUAUUUGUUGUGUUAACAUGGUUUGGGUUUUAGUGCCUCUGUAGGUGAUUAAUGUUUAGGUUCCGGUGUGGGUUACCACGUCCCAUUAGCCUAAAUAAAAGGAACUAGGCAGGCAGGGGGGAAAGGAGCUCCAGUUGUCUAAGUACCUUGUUUACCGGUGUCUAUGAGUAAUGUAACAAAGGGCUCAGAUCAAGCAUGUCCGUUUUUGCGGACUGGUGUCGUUGUCUUCAACUAUUCUAAUGCCGUUGGUGACAAUCUAUUUAUGUUUUUCACACUACAUUUGAAGAUGGGUAUUUCUACCAAAUCCCACAGGAGUAUCAUAUUAUUUUGAUAUUACGAGUAUUAUCUUACUUAAUAAUAGCUUUAUUUUAAUAUACAGAAUCAUUUUGUGAAGUGUCCAUUGUAAAUUGCUCGUUGCCUGCAUGUGUCUAUAGGUUAUGCGUCUUGCUUCAGCGAUGAUGCCUUAUUUUGAGGCUCCGUGUUUUUGGUAAUUUACGCUGUCUGUGGAUCGAUGUUUGAACCAAGGCAGGAUUAUCUUUAUGUGGAUUCUCUUUUAUCUUUGUAUUGUCAUGUAUUAUAUAUUUUUGCGACGAUGUAAAUGAGGAAUGUUGUCUGAUCGCUUCUUAAAUAAAUAUGAAGGAAAGUGAA